CAGGCGCCCGCCCCCCAACGGCGAUGUCGCGGUGGAACUAUUUCGUGACGGCCAAGAGGCCCACCGCGGUCACGCACGUGGUCGGCCCCCUGGCGCUCGAGCCCGGGGCGGGGCCGGCCUCGGACCUCGUGGUCGCCCGAGGCACGCGGCUCGAGGUGCACCGCGUCACGCCCUUCCCCGACGGGCCGCUCGUGCAGCUCCUGGACAUGCCCGUGCACGGGCGCGUGGCCACGCUGCAGGCCAUACGGCCGCCCGGCGCCGACUGCGAGCUGGUGCUCCUGUGCACCGAGAAGCGGCAGUUCGCGCUGCUCCGCUGGGACCCCGCCGCGGGGCUCCUGGCCACCGUGGACGGCGGCUCGCUGCACGACGCGCGCGGGCGUCCCCUGGACCACCCGCCGCUGUGCGCCUGCGACCCCGACGGGCGGAGCGCCGUGGUGUACAUGUACGAGGGGCUGUACAAGGUGCUCUCCUUCGCCGCGCGGCCGCCGCAGGGCCCCGCCGCGUGCGGGCCCGCCAUCGGCCCGACGCCCCGCCCGGUCGCCGCGGAGGCGGGCCUCGAGAGCCCCCGCGCGCUGGGGGGCCUCGGCGCCGGGCGCCUGGCGGCGGCGGUCUUCACAGCCGGCGCGGCGGAGUCCCGCGUGCUCGACCUCGCUUUUCUGCACCCGGAGCC
This is a messenger RNA of Prorocentrum cordatum, 670 nucleotides long. NCBI's taxonomy places the organism in Eukaryota, Dinophyceae, Prorocentrales, Prorocentraceae. The record is from the annotation of a GenBank genome assembly.